CCAGGGUUUGCCCGCCCCUCAAAGGUGCUCCCGUCCCUGGGCAUGGUCAGCGGGGGCCGGGCGGGAGCCAGCCUCCCACUGCAAGGUUGAGACAAUCUCUCCUUGUCCCUAGAGGGGGUACAAAAGACAGCCCUUGGGGGUCAGGGACACUAAGGCUUUUGUUCAUUUAGCUUAGCCUGGCCUCCAGUCAGCAGCCCGGCAGCCUGCACAUGAUUAGGGAAUAGGUGGAGCCUUCCGGCUCUGCCAUUGUCUCCCAGCCCUGUGCUGCCCCGACCAGCUCUGGAAGAAGUAACACCUUUGGUAACUGGUUGGAUCCUCAGAGCUGGACUAGGAGGGAGAGCCCGGCGCCUGCGCCUGGAUCUGACCUCCCAGGCAGCCAGGGGCCCCGUCGGGCUGGAGCCUGACUGGGAACUGGAGGCAGGGGCAGCCGGCUGGCGCACAAGGACCAUGGGGAAUGGCAUGAACAAGGUUCUUCCUGGACUCUAUCUGGGAAACUUCAUUGAUGCCAAAGACCCAGACCAGCUGAGCAGGAAUAAAAUCACGCACAUCAUCUCUAUCCACGAGUCUCCCCAGCCCUUGCUGCAGGAUAUUACUUAUCUUCGGAUCCCAGUGCCUGACACCCCUGAAGUCCCUAUUAAGAAGCACUUCAAAGAAUGCAUCAACUUCAUCCACUACUGUCGCCUCAGUGGAGGAACCUGCCUUGUACACUGCUUUGCGGGCAUCUCCCGAAGUGCCACCAUUGUGACAGCCUACGUGAUGACGGUGACAGGACUGGGCUGGCGAGAGGUCCUGGAGGCAGUCAAAGCGGUCCGACCCAUCGCCAACCCCAACCCAGGCUUCAAGCAGCAGCUGGAAGAAUACGGCUGGGGCAAUGCCCGGAAGCUGCGCAGGCAACUAGAGGAGAAGUAUGGAGAGAGUCCGUUCAACGAUGAAGAGGAGAUCCGGGCCUUGCUGCCCCUGUGCAAGCGCUGCCGGGAGGCUUCCCCCUCGGGCAGCGCUGAGGGUACCCUGCAGAGACUGGUCCCCCGGCCCCCCAGAGAGGUCCGGAGACCUCUCCCUCUCCUCGCCCGAGUCAAGCAGACUUUCUCCUGCAUCCCCAGGUGUCUGUCCCGGAAAGGGGGGAAGUGAUGGCCGUGAGUUAUGUCCAGGCCCUUAUUUGCAGAGCUGAGUUGGGGGGGAGUCAGGCUCAGGACUCAGGAGCACAAGGCAGAUGACUGGAAAGAUGGACGAGACCGGGCUGCAGCAGACACACCGGCUGGGAGCAGCCUGAUGGUUGGGGUGGUGCAGGGACCCCUGCCUGCCCUGAAGAAGAACAGAACCCCUCCCGGGCUGAAACUGGCUAGGCUUCUCCCCGCUGAUGGGUUCUCCUUCCCACCUGUUUGUGUCUCUCCCCUGUCUUGUCUCCCUCCUGUCUCCAUGUCUCUGUUGGUUGCCUCGGUACUAGAGGGUCAAAGGAAGGUCCUAGUCUCCUCACCCCAUAAAAGAUGGUCCCAGAUCUGAGCUUCUGGGCCGUGGCGCCUGAUUCCCUGGGUCCCGCCCGUCUGGGUCUGGUGUUUGUGAGUCUGUCUGCUGUCUGCGUCUGUCUCUGUGUCCGAUCUGACGAGGCCCUGCUGCAGUAACUGGUGCCUUAGCUCUUGGGGAACCCCAGUCUGCCUGCACUGACUGAGCCCCUGCCUUACCAAGGAAAGGAACUCCGGGGAUGAGGAGCUGCUCCCACCUGGGAGAUGGAUCAUCCAGCCCCGCCUCCUUAUUUUACAAAUAGGGAGCCUGAAUCCUAGAGAAGAAAAUCCAGAUGUCCAAAUAGUAAGGGCAGAGGCAGAUUCCAGCGCAGCCCCCAACUCCAAAGUUAGAUCUCGAAGACAAAGUCCUGGGAGAAGUGGAGCAGGGUGGGCUGGGUCUAAGGGCCUAGGGGAAGCAAGGAGGAUGGGCUGAGAGAGACUGAAAAUGGGGGGUAAGGUUAAAAAUAAGACUGAAAAUGUGCAGGCCUUCACUUGGUACUGCAGGCAUUAUUCCCAUGUUGUAUCGGAGAAAAUAGCCUAAAAGAGAUUCAGUUACUCACCUCUAAGUAGCCAGUGUCAGAGGGGAGACUUGAGUACUUCCCUCACCGGGCUCCAAGUCUGACACUCUUACCACUAUACUACCCUGCCUCAUUUCACAGAAGGGGAAACUGAGGCCAGAAAAAGGAAGGGACUUGCCUGAAGUUGAAUCCUUUUUCUGACUUCAGUUCUGUCCUGGAGACUUCUAAAAAUACCAGUCUGGUCUCCAACCUCUUUGUAACCUCAGCUGGAAGCUGGGAUCCUAGACAAUGCUUGAACAAAUUAGAUCUUGUUGGGGCUCUUUUAGGGAGAAGAUUUCCUACAGCCGUGGCUGAGCUAGCAGCCAGUGGAGCCCCAGAUUGUGCCCCAGACUGGUCCUGGAUUCUAGAACAGCCCCCACUCCACUGAAACUAGGCCAAUUCAUGACACUGAGCCCCCAACACCCUCAUAGCCCUCAUUCCCCUGAGCAACCACCCUCAUUGAACCUCAAUCACAGAGUCACUUUUCCCCUGCUCAGAAACCUUAUCAUUUCACCACACACCUUAAUUUAUUUAAUUUUUUUUAAAAAAAAACAAGGUAGGUUGAUGCUUUUGACAUCACAGUCAUUUUGCUCUAUCAUAGCCUUCUUCAUUCCUUCCUAUCUUCUCAUUGAAUAUAUUCUUUCAUAUGAAAAAGAAAAACAGAUAAACACAACCAAUACAAUGACCUUGUCUGGCAGUGUAUGCAGCAUUCUUCAUCUCUACAGAAAAGAGAGAGUUUCUGGCUCAUUUAUUCUGGAGACCAAGAUUGGUCAUUACAAUUACAUAGAAUUGGUGAGGAUUUUGUUUGUUUGUUUACGUGGGUAUAGUCAUUGUGUAUUAUUUUCCUGUUAUUUCUUUCUGCAUCAAUUCAUACAAGUCAGCCUAUGUUCUCCAAAUUCUUCAAAUUGGUUAUUUUUUACAUUGCAAUAAUGUUUAUUACUUUACACACAUGUAUCAUAAUUUGUUUAUCCCUUCCCCAAUGUCCACACAUUUACUUCUAUUUUGGUUUUUUUUAAUACCACAAAAAAUGCUGCUUUAAAUUUUUGGCAUCUAUGGGGACCUCAUAAAUUUGAUCUCCUUGGAGUAUAUGCCAAGUAAUGGAAUGUUUGGGUCAAAGGGUAUGAAGAAUUUAGGGACUUUUCUCACAUAACUGUAAAUUAUUUUCCAUAAUGGCCAAUGCACAAUUCCAUCAGUAGUGUAUUAAUGUGCCUAACCUCUCCCAGUCCCUCCAAUAUUGACUUUCUAUCUUUUGUCAUCUUUGGCAAUUUCCUGGGUGUGAGAUAAAACCUCAGAGUUGUUUUGAUUUACAUUUUUCUUAUUGGUGAGUUG
Molecule: messenger RNA, 3385 nt
Organism: Sarcophilus harrisii (Tasmanian devil)
Lineage: Eukaryota; Metazoa; Chordata; Mammalia; Dasyuromorphia; Dasyuridae
Gene: DUSP15
Product: dual specificity phosphatase 15
Exons: 7
Coding region: 448-1128 (226 amino acids)
Biological process (GO): transforming growth factor beta receptor signaling pathway; protein dephosphorylation; regulation of cell population proliferation
Cellular component (GO): cytosol
Molecular function (GO): protein tyrosine/serine/threonine phosphatase activity
Source: RefSeq, a predicted model, not a curated record